AAUUUAUUACGCAAGGUCAAGGUCAAGGGCGAGGCCAAUGCUUAUUACAACUUAGUAUGCUCUGUCGCUGCUUCCUUUACCCGAAACGUCUCCUCUGCCGCUUCUCAUCCUCUGCAGCCUCCAUAGCUGCUCCUUCAGUCUCUCCAGCGCUUCUAAAACAAUGCAAAUCCGUUUUCCAAGCAAACCUCAUCCACCAGCAAGCCUUAAUUCAAGGCCUAUUCACUCAUCUCUCUAUCAAUCUUAUCUCCACCUACUUAGCUCUCAAUGCUCCUUCUCAUGCUCUUUCUCUCCUCCAACGCCUUACCCCUUCUUCCUCUUCCGUCUUCUGGUGGAACGCUCUCAUCCGCCGUGCCGUACGCCUCGGCCUUCUGCAUCACUCUGUCUCUCUUUUUUGCAGAAUGCUCAGUCUUGGAUGGUCACCUGACCAUUACACUUUCCCUUUCGUCUUCAAGGCCUGUGGUGAGCUCCCCUCCUUUCGCCAUGGCAGUUCACUACAUGCUGUUGUCUGCUCUAAUGGGUUUGAAUCUAAUGUUUUUGUUUGCAAUGCGGUGGUGACUAUGUAUGGCCGGUGUGGCGCGUUGAACCAUGCGCGCCAAAUGUUCGAUGAAAUGUGCAUGAGUGAGAUAUAUGAUUUAGUUUCUUGGAAUUCAAUAAUCACCGCUUACAUGCAAAGUGGGGAUUCGAAUAGUGUACUUGGGUUGUUUCAUAGAAUGUGCGAAGUGGGUGAUAAAGAUAUCCGACCGGAUCCUGUUAGUCUUGUCACCGUGCUCCCAGUUUGUGCUUCUAUGGGUGCCUGGUUGUGUGGUAAGCAGGUACAUGGCUAUGCAUUGAGGAGUGGCUUGUUUGACGAUGUGUUUGUGGGCAAUUCACUUGUGGAUAUGUAUGCAAAGUGUGGAAUGAUGCACGAAGCAUGCAAAGUUUUUGAGCUUAUGCGAGAGAAGGAUGUGAUUUCUUGGAAUGCAAUGGUUACUGGCUAUUCUCAGAUUGGCAGGUUUGAGGAUGCUCUUACUUUGUUCGAGGAGAUGAGGGAACAGAACAUUGAAUUGGAUGUUGUGUCUUGGAGUGCGGUUAUUGCGGGAUAUGCACAGAGGGGACUCGGCUACGAAGCAAUGGAAGUGUUUAGGCAAAUGCAGAUUUGUGGGUCGAAGCCGAAUGAGGUUACCCUUGUGUCUCUUCUUUCUGGUUGUGCUUCGGUUGGAGCAUUGCUUCAUGGGAAGGAGAUUCAUUGUUAUGCCAUAAAAUGCAUUUUGAACUUUGAUAAUAGUGAUCCGAGAGAUGAGCAUUCGGCAAUUAACGCCAUAAUUGACAUGUAUACAAAGUGCAAAAGUAUUGAUGUUGGCCGUGCCAUCUUUGAUUCCAUACUGCCAAAGGAUAGGAAUGUUGUGACUUGGACUACUAUGAUUGGUGGGUACUCCCAACAUGGAGAAGCUAAUGAUGCAUUAGAACUCUUCUCCCAGAUGCUCAAAGAGGACAGAUCAGUAAAGCCAAAUGCGUUUACAAUAUCAUGUGCCUUGAUGGCAUGUGCUCGUUUGGCUGCAUUGAGAUUUGGCAGACAAAUCCACGCUUAUGUAUUGCGCAAUAAGUAUGAUGUACUUUUUGUGGCCAAUUGCCUGAUAGAUAUGUAUUCUAAAUCUGGAGAUAUUGAUAUUGCUAGAUCUGUGUUUGAUAACAUGAAGCAGAGAAAUGCAGUUUCAUGGACAUCCCUAAUAACAGGUUAUGGCAUGCAUGGACAAGGAGCAGAGGCACUUAAGGUUUUUUAUGACAUGAGAAAAGAGGGUCUUGUACCUGAUGGCAUAACGUUCCUUGUUGUGCUCUAUGCUUGCAGCCAUUCAGGAAUGAUCGAUGAAGGGAAUAAAUACUUCAAUGGAAUGAUAAAAAACUUCGGGGUUAUUCCUGGAGAAGAACACUAUGCUUGUAUGGUUGAUCUUUUGGGUCGUGCUGGUCGCUUGGAUGAAGCCAUGAAGCUCAUUGAUGAAAUGCCUAUGAAACCGGGUCCCAUAGUUUGGGUAGCAUUGCUCAGCGGUUGCAGAAAACAUGCUAAUGUGGAACUUGGGGAAUAUGCUUCGAACAGAUUGUUAGAAAUGGAGUCAGAAAAUGAUGGAUCUUACACAUUGCUUUCAAACAUAUAUGCAAAUGCCAGGCGUUGGAAAGAUGUGAGCAGGAUCAGAUCUUUGAUGAAACAUACAGGGAUUAAGAAGAGACCUGGUUGCAGUUGGGUCCAAGGGAAGAAAGGCCAUGCAACCUUCUUUGUUGGGGACAGGACUCAUCCACAGUCUAAACAAAUAUAUGCAAUCCUCACAGAAUUGAUUCGACGAAUUAAAGUUAUUGGGUAUGUUCCAGAGACUAGCUUUGCUCUCCAUGAUGUGGAUGAUGAAGAGAAAGGUGAUCUUCUUUCUGAACACUCUGAGAAGUUGGCUCUUGCCUAUGGCAUCCUAACAUCAGCUCCAGGAGCACCAAUCAGGAUCACCAAGAAUUUGCGUGUCUGUGGUGAUUGUCAUACUGCCAUUACUUACAUUUCUAUGAUCAUUGAUCAUGAAAUCAUAUUGAGGGACUCCACUCGCUUCCAUCAUUUCAACAAAGGAUCCUGCUCCUGCAGGGGCUACUGGUGAUAAUUAGGUCGAUUAUUUCUUUUUUUUUUUUUUU
Manihot esculenta (cassava) is the source of this 2643-nucleotide messenger RNA. Its product is annotated as pentatricopeptide repeat-containing protein At5g16860. Gene Ontology annotation, molecular function: protein binding; zinc ion binding; RNA binding. The record is from RefSeq and is a predicted model, not a curated record. Bases 57 to 2609 code for a protein of 850 amino acids. Gene Ontology annotation, biological process: RNA modification. Lineage: Eukaryota; Viridiplantae; Streptophyta; Magnoliopsida; Malpighiales; Euphorbiaceae. The transcript has a single exon.